AUGGAGUUCUUUUCAAAUUUAUAUGGAAAAUAUUUAUCAAAACAAACAAAUGUUAAUAAUCAUUAUUCAAACAAUAAUUCUAUUUCAUCAAAUAUCGAUUUUGAAUCAAUGAAUCUUGGUUCGAUUAAUAGGAUUAUUGGUUUUGAAUUUGAUGAAGAUUUUUUUAAAAAAAUUGAUAGUAAUGGUGAUACUGCUCUAACUUUUUUUAUUUCUGAAAUUAUAAAAUUUCAAAAAUCUCAAUCAUUUAAUACCGAUUUAAAAUUAUUUAAUAAUUCAAAAUAUAGAUAUUUAUUAGACAUACAAAAUGAUUUUGGUGAAACACCAUUACAUGUUGCAGGCUUUGUAAAAGCUAAUGCAAAUGCAGGAAUUAAAGAUUAUAGAAAUUUAACCCCAUUAGAUAUGGCAAUUAUGUUGGAAUAUAAUGAUAUUAUAAAAAUAUUGGAAACUUCUGAAACUUCAAAACAAUCAAAUGUUCAAUCAAAUAUUUAUAAUUGGGGAGAAAUUCUUACCUCAGAUUUUUUAUUAAAAUCAGAAUGUAAACCAAUUAAAAUUUUAUUUAAUGAUGAAUUAUGUUCACCAAUUUCAAUUGAAUAUGGUCAAAAUUUUAGUUUAAUUUUAACAGAUACUGGUGCAGUUUAUAGUAGUGGUUUAUGUUCAUAUGGUAAAACAGGUCAUAAAAUGAAGAGAGAUAUAUCAAUACCAACACAAAUUAAGUCUUUAGAAAAUAAACGUAUAAAAUCAAUUUCAUGUGGUUCACAUCAUUCAUUAGCAUUGGACGAUUUAGGUUUAGUUUAUUCUUGGGGAAAUGGAUCAAAUGGUAGAUUAGGAUUAGAAUUACAUAUUUUAGGUGAAAAAAAAAUUGUAUCAACACCAACUUUAAUCUCAACAAUUGCUUCAAAUACUUUGGAUCCUGUGGUUGUUCAAAUUUCAGCGGGUUUUGAUAAUUCUUUUCUUAUUACAUCAAAUGGUAGUGUUUAUAGUUUUGGCAGUGCAAUAUCGGAGAAAUUGGGUUAUGACGGCACGGUAUUGGGUUACCAAGCAUUGCCAAGAAAAAUUGAAUCAAUACCUCCAAUGAAACAAGUAUCAGCUAGUAAUUUACAUACAGUUCUACUUGAUACAUGUGGUAAUGUAUAUGCAUUUGGUUCACCAACAAAUGGUAGAUUAGGUAGACCAUCAAAUGGGCCUCGUAAUGAUUAUAAACCAACAAUGGUUAGUUUUGGUAGUGGUGGUGGUGAUGGAACAGUUAUAAAAAAAAUUGCAACUGGUACAAAUUUUACAAUUGUUUUAAGUGACAGUGGUGAACUUUUUGGUUGGGGUGGGAAUUCUAAUGGUCAAUUGGGGGUUGAACCAAUAUGUAAUGUUUCAGAUUCAUUUGAUUCACCUACUUUAAUUAAAUGUUUAUCCAAUUUAAAUUGUGGUAAAAUUACAAUUCAUGAUUUUGCAGUUGGUGAUCAACAUGUUGUUAUAUUAAGUGAUGUUGGGGAAGUUUUUUGUUUUGGUGAGGAUAGAAAGGCACAAUGUGGAAUUGGUAUAUCAUAUCCAGGCUACAAUGACAUAUCAUUAACACAAAUUCAAUCAAAUAAUUUCAAUGGACGUAAUAUUUUUAAAGUUUAUGCUGGUGCUAAUAAUACAAUGGUAUCAUUAUCACCUGAUCAUCAUAUAUUUGGUGAAGAAUUAUUAAAACUUUUAAAUUCAAAUUUAUUCACUGAUAUAAAAUUAAAAGUUACAGAAUCAGAUCAAAUCAUUAAUGCUCAUAAAAUUGUAUUAGCAGCACGUUGUAAAAAAUUUCAUUCAUUAAUUUCAUUACAAUUAAAUAAUCCAACAAAACCUCAAUCAAUUAAAUAUAAUGAUUAUGAUAAUAAUAGUACAACCAAAUAUAUAACAUCAGAAAUUAUAGAUGGUAUACUUUAUAUUACUUUUCCAAUAUCUUUUAAAGUUUUAAAUUUAUUUUUAAAAUAUUUAUAUUCAGAUCAUGUAAAUUUAACUCAAUCAAUUACAGAUGAAUUAGGUGAAUUAUCACACUGUAUGGGGGUGGGUAGAUUAUCAUAUCUUUGUAAUUUUAAAAAUAAUUUAUCAUUACAAAAAUUACCAAUCUCUACAUUAUUAGAAGAUUUAAAGAAAAUUCAAAAUCAAGAAUAUAUUGAUAUUUAUUCAAAUGUUCAAUUUAAUUGUGUAUCAAAUGCUGAUCCCUUAGAAAAUGGAGUUAUUAAAUCAUAUAAAUUAUUUUCAAAUUUAGGUUCAUUUUAUUUUAAAAAAAUGUUGGGGGGAUCAUAUAUAGAAUCUGAACAAAAUGAAAUUCAUUUAAAUCAAACAUCAAUUCAUGGUUUAAGAUCAUUAUUAAAAUAUUGUUAUUGUGAAGAAAUCCCUGAAGAUAUAAAUGAAUGUAUAGAAUUAAUUAUAUUAUCUGAUAUUCAUUCAAUGCAUAGAGCAAAGGAUAUAACAUCAGCUAAAAUAAGAUCACUAAUGGAUAAUGAUUCAAUUUGUUAUAUUUACCAUAUUUCUAAAUUAUAUAAUGUUAAACCACUUUCAAUUUGGUGUUUGGCAAAAUUAAAUUUAAUUUCAACAACACAAGAAAAUUUAAAAAAAUUACCAUAUUUUGAUCAAUUACCAAAUGAAUUGAAAAUUGAAAUCUUAAAUUCCUUAAAAAAAUAA
Messenger RNA from Dictyostelium discoideum AX4, 2652 nucleotides. RefSeq names its product ankyrin repeat-containing protein. Lineage: Eukaryota; Evosea; Eumycetozoa; Dictyosteliales; Dictyosteliaceae. The transcript is spliced from 6 exons. The record is from RefSeq and is a predicted model, not a curated record. The coding region runs from base 1 to 2652 and encodes 883 amino acids.